Molecule: messenger RNA, 960 nt
Organism: Sorghum bicolor (sorghum)
Lineage: Eukaryota; Viridiplantae; Streptophyta; Magnoliopsida; Poales; Poaceae
Product: actin cytoskeleton-regulatory complex protein pan1-like
Exons: 3
Coding region: 1-960 (319 amino acids)
Source: RefSeq, a predicted model, not a curated record
AUGGCGAAGAGCGACUCGAAGAAAAGGGCCAAGCUGAUGGCAAAGGAGUGGAAGAAGUCCCGGAGCAGCACGAGAUCCCUCAACGACCUGAUUGGAGAUAUUGACCGGUGCGUAGUGUACAUGUCACUGGCACCUGGUAUGGAAAAUCCUGCGGGAAUGGACCCGCCGGAGGGCGAUGCUGCUCAGUGUCCUCAAUACACUUGUAGUGAGGAGGAACAGAACCACCCUGCCCCGACCACCGAGGACAGGGUGGCGGGGAAAAGGCCAAUGGCGGUGGAUCCAUCUCCUGUGGAGGCGCUGCCGGCGGAGACCAGCCAAGCUCCGAAGUGUCGUCGGCUCGUUAGAAUCACUGGCGACGACGAGGAGGAGGAGGACGCUGCACCCUAUUUGGUCCAAAGGCCGCGCAGUCGUCCAGACGUCGCGACAACCACUACUAGUUGGGUGACCAGUGACCCUCCUGCCCCACAUGCCGAGCCGACGCGUCUUGGAGAGACAGGAGUGGCGGCGGCGACUGGUAGGACCAGGAGGAGGUUCUUCACAGCGACACACAUGCGCUCCGAUCUUGCCGCGUCUGACGUUGAUCCAGACAAUGUCGUUGGCCAGAAGACGGCCGAGCCGACGGUUGUCGUCGAAGAUGCCGCGCAGCAGACCACCCAGGAACAAACCGAGGGGCAGCCCACGGUGGUGAGCGCGGUGGAGACUACCGAGGAGGACCCAGCUCAGGCGAGAACCGGAGCGAGCACCCCUGCAAGGCAUGAUGAGGCUGCGAGGACUCCUCCCUCGAGCAGUGUCGCAGAGGAGGGAGACAGAGCCCCGGCACCCCCACCUGCCGAAGAAAGGAGGGCCCCAACUCCACCCCGAGCAGAAGCCUCUUCGCCAAAAGGCUCCCCUAGCUGGGAUAAGGGUCCAGUGAUACCUGUGACCAUGGCAGGGGGUAGCGCAGAGGGCAAGGAGGCCUAG